UCCUUGUUACUGUCAAGAAGAGGUUCAGUGAUGUGUUACAAUUGUUAAGGUUAGGCUGUGGGUAAGCUAUGAGCUGGGUCCCAAAGCUGUCAGAAUUGUGACAUCAUGAGAGGGUGCUGGGCAUAGCUCUGAAUUUCCUGUUCAUAAGUUAGUGAAAAAGCAUGGCACAUUAACUCGUAAGGCAUUGUGGCUUUAAUGUAUUAGAGGAACAGUUGAAUGGUUGAGAAAGGAGUAAGUAGUAUGGAGCUGUUUUAAAUAAAUAAGUAAAUAAACAAAAAUUUUUGCUUUAUUUUUCCUAGUCUAUCUGGAGUUUAUUCACAUAGUACAGAUAUUUGCUUCACUGCUACAACUUGAAAGCAACUUCUGGUAAGAGCUUGAGAGGUAACUUGGGAAGCAAAAGCUCUCAUUCCCAGGAGGAGGACAGGUCCUCUGAGAGAGUUCAGAUACCGUUGCAGAUCUUUAUUUAUCUACAUUAUUUUCUUACCAUGAAGGAUGAAAGACUUAGAAACUGAUGAGGGAAUAGAGAUGGUGCUGUUCUUUUUGCAGAAAAGUUGAAGCCGCACAGAAAUCCUUUCGCAUGGGUGACGUUGGAGUAUCACCUGCAACAUUCCUGGUUUUAUUUUCCUUUUUUUUUUUCCAAUUCCAUGCUGCCUUUCAUUCCUUUAUGUAACUGAGCCAUUCUUUGAAAUUCAUUCUCCUUUUUGUUGGUUUCGUUAUGCUGAAAUGCAGAUGUAGUUGCAAAACUAACUGUUGUUUCCUUUUCUGGCUUCUUCAUUCCCAGUUUACCCUGGUUUUCUAGAAAUGAAAUCCAGAAUCUGCUGUUUCCUUGCCUGGCCUGUUGUGCAAGGUUCUCACCACACUUGCAGACCUGUUGCUUCACUUACCCUUUUUGUGAUCCCUUUCUGGGUAGGAUCAUGAUUUUUAUGCCUGGCAUCUCCCAUAAUGACUCAUUCUCAGAGUGCUUUGUGUGCCUGUCAGUUCUUCUUGCUUUGCCAAAUUCUGUGGUUCUAACAAUGCUGACAGCUGACAAAGUGUCCUAGAGCACCUUCAGCUGAGAUAGAAGCAACAUCAGCAUUUGGAAGCUAAAGCUUCACAGACUAUUUUUUUUGCAUGUGUUUUUGCAGACUCCUAUAUGUGUCCUGAGCACCCUUAAAAUUACUUACAUCCUUCCAAGAAAGAGACAAUCCUUAGACGUUGAUCCUACAAUUCCUUAGAAUUCCUCUAUAGUUGAAACUAAAAAGGUCAUAACAGUAAAAUGUCAAGUAUAAAGCAAUUGAGCGCAAUCAAAAGACAAAUGCUUGGAGCAACCGAAUCUCUUCCUUUCUUUUGUGAGAGGAAGGGAUGUUUUUCUUCUUGUUAUAUUAUAGAAAAGUCCCAGAAGUUGCAGAAAGUGUCAUUUUGGCCAAAAUUAAUGCAAGCCAAGUCAUAUCUUUUCCUAAGAAAAAAAUAGUGUAGCUCAGAAUAUUUCAGUAAAGUGCUCAUUUAUUAACUCUAUUCCCCCAGCAUAGCAGUUACUUGAGGUAUGAAAAAUUCUUGCCAUAAUUUGUUUAUAUUACGUUUGUGUAUAUCUGGCAGCUUUUAGCCAAAGGCACUUCUAAUAGUGUUGACUAAGCAGGAACAUUGUUUAACUCUCUGUCCCUUGUUUCGACAGAGCUGGCAAGUGUCCAGUGGUGACCAGUUCUGCAAGCAUUAAGGUGCUGCUGAAGCCUUAGAGCAGGGUGAGGCCAUUUGCUAUGCUGCACCCAUGCUAAGCAAGAGUGUUGUUACUGCUUUGCUGUAGUGUGAUGGGAGUGCUGGUAUGGCAGGAUUAGCUAAUUUAUUCCUUUGAGGUCCAGAUCACUUUCUCAGUGCUUCUGCUGUACCAGAUCAAACUCAGAUCGUGUCAUGUAUGAAACAGCUCUUGAAGUUGUUCAAGUCUGUGUGGUGCCCAUGUGAGAAGCUUUUUUAGUAUGAGUUUACUUGCAUUUGAAAAAUGAUCAAACCUGUACAAAUGUAUUAUUACCAUGUACUUGUAUUUACACGUGGUUCAUCGAGAGACCUGUAGUAUCUUCGUUUUCUGUCUGUGUGGGAUUUGGACUCCUCUUUCACCAAUGGCCACGUCAACUCUUUAAUAAUAAGCAUGCAGCCUCAACUGCUUUUUAAGAAUAAAGCCAUAUUUGGGGAAACCUUCAUUUGCAAAGCAUUUUUGAACUCUAAAUAGCAUUGCAUUUUUCAGAGUGUAUUUACAAAUAUGGCUCAAUUAUAUAUGAAUGCAGUGGAACCUUGUUAAGUAGACUCCAGCUUUUUUGCUAUUGCACACUGCUCUUGCUGUCAUAGAUGCCAAGGGAUGCAACCCCUUCACUGCGCGCCCUCUGUCCAUUGGGGGCUGGAUCUCCAUUGCAGGGGGACUUCACUGCAGUUUGGCUCCUAUCUCUAGGACAUGGCCUAGUGAAUGUCCCACUGUUCCAGUGGGGUCUGUUUUUCUCGAGCAAAGAGGGGAAGGCCAAGACACAACUCCUCUGUCUUUGUAAGAUCUCCCUGAGACCUGAGUGAUACUUACAGAAGGUCAACACUGUUAAAAGUUAACUGUAACCCUUGAGUUGGGUAGUUGCUCUCUGUCCCCAAAGGUCAAUGUGAUAAAAUCCCAUGAUAUCUUAAAAUAUGAAUUAAUUAUUGGUCUAAUACCUGCGUUUUGGCAAGUUUGAAGUGUUGUGUCUCUUUAUAGUUGAGCGGUAUAUCCUACCAUGUUAGUCACUGGCAUCAUGGCUGGCUACAUUGCAGAUCUGGGAUGCUGGGGUGAUGUCAAGUUUUACAGAGAGUUAUUUCACUUGGUAUGAGGGGGAAGAGUGGAUUGAGUCAAACCAUUUUAUUUGAGUAGUUCCAUACAGAAUAGUGGCUUUUUUGCUCUAGGGAGGGCUGGCUAGGUGGUGUAGUAUGGGCAGCAUCCCCUCCACCCCUAAAAAGCUUCCUCUGCUAAAUAUGUAUUGCUUCUCUGGAAAAUGGGGUGGUCUUGCAGGUGUGGUCUGAAGUCAUGUCAGAUGUAAUACCUUCUGUUCCAGUAUUUGCCAAAGAAUAAUUUUUCUCUUCUUUGAAAAUCUGUGGUGAAGGCAGCUUUCACCGUGGUACCCGUGGGGCAAUGCAGUGUCCAUGCGUCUGUACAAGAGAGAAAGCAUAUACUCUAUCAUGGACACGUUUUUCUAUGAAAACACUUGUUAGGAACGAUGUCAUUGUAUUAAGGUGUGUGGGUGAUGUAGCAGAUACUUUAGAUCUGCUCCUAGGUGGGUUGUGCACAAAUCUCUUCUGAAAUGCUGUUUGCCUCUAGGAAUAAAUGGCACACAUGAACUGUGUACUUGCUUCCCAGCCAUGCUGUCAGACAGCACCCUCCGUAGACAUGGAGACAUGAGGCACACCUCUUUAUUUCUGAGCACCCAUCAACACGAAUGCAAACAGGUGACACGUAAGCCUCUUGGCUGUGUGCUAAAUAGGUGGUGCUAGAAAAAUACUCCUAGUGGAAGUACUAUCUCCAGUGCCCUAACUGUUCCUUUAGAAGAGGUUGGGUGCAUUUCAAUGAAAAGACUUUGUAGAGCUACAAGGUGUCUCCUGAAUUCUCACUAUGUCUGAUGGGGACUAUGAUUACCUCAUAAAAUUUCUAGCACUUGGUGAUUCUGGAGUAGGAAAGACCAGCCUUCUUUACCAGUAUACGGAUGGCAAAUUUAAUUCCAAAUUUAUCACAACGGUGGGCAUUGAUUUUCGGGAAAAGAGAGUGGUGUAUAGACCCAAUGGGCCAGAUGGUGUUGGUGGCAGAGGACAGAGGAUACAUCUUCAGCUCUGGGAUACUGCAGGGCAGGAAAGGUUCCGUAGCUUGACAACGGCUUUCUUCAGAGAUGCCAUGGGGUUUCUUCUGCUCUUUGAUCUGACAAACGAGCAGAGCUUUCUCAAUGUCAGGAACUGGAUAAGUCAGCUACAAAUGCAUGCAUAUUGUGAAAACCCUGACAUUGUAUUAUGUGGAAACAAGAGUGACCUGGAAGACCAAAGGGUGGUGAAAGAAGAAGAAGCUAAGGAACUUGCAGAAAAAUAUGGAAUACCAUAUUUUGAAACCAGUGCAGCUAAUGGGAAUAAUGUAAGCAAAGCCAUUGAAACCCUGCUUGACCUCAUUAUGAAGCGCAUGGAACGGUGUGUGGAUAAAUCCUGGAUCCCAGAAGGGGUAGUGCGCUCCAAUGGGCACAGCUCUACAGAACAACUGAAUGAGGAGCAAGAAAAAGGCAAAUGCAGCUGUUAACUCAGUUACAAUUUAUUUUAAUGUAUAUGCUAAAGUAUAGUACAGUUGCAGCUUAACUGUUUAACUUAUGGACAGAUCACAUUGUGUAGUUAUUUAAUGAGCUAUAUUAAUUCUUGAUACUAAUUUUUUAUUUUUCCCUCUCAACAUUGACCUUUGCUUGCAAGGUGUGCAGUUUAUUAGUGAUGGGACAAAGGUUUAAUUUGGUGUAGCACUAGAUAUUCCUCUAAUUCUCUACUUUGGAGGGAAGGAGAAGAAUUUUCAUUACCAAAUUUAGAAAUAUCUCUGUGUGGGCAAUGAGAAAUUGUAGGCUUCUGUAUUGAAGGAUUUUCAAUUGCCCUUUGAAGGCUCCAUUAACUACACAGACUAGGCAUUUAUAUUAGAUAUUGUGACAGCUCUUACACUCUACUAACAGCAAGUUUACCAACAUGGUUCUUGGUUUUGAACAGAGAUAUUUAAUCAUUUCAUCAAUCAAUAACAAUCUUAAAGAGCAAAUCCCUUGUUUUCCACAAAAGCCUGCAAACAGCUGUUCCUUGCUCUCUCAAACCAUCAGUUUUUACUGAUGAAAACCGAAAGCAAGCUAUUCUAUAUUGAAUAAAAUCUAGAGAGAAGAGAGCAUAUGUAGAACACUUUGGGUAUGUCAUAAAAUUGAACAUGUAAACUACAACUGUACUAUAUAAAAUAUAUCCAACACAGCCUGUGAGACCUCCUGACAUCACUGGAAUUUCUAGACCAUGCAUAUACUUAUAUUUAUAUGUAAAGGGCAUAACUGUACAUCUGUUGUUAUGUUCCUUUUAUGUUACCACUCAUGUUUUAACAAGAAUGUAGAGCAACCUAAAUGUCAGCAAAAUUUAAUCGGAUCAAGUGCUUGGCACUGAAUUUUUUUUACCAAAACAGAUUUGGAAGGUUUCUUCAAAUUUGGAUUGAAAAAUGAAUGAUGAUUGUUUUCUGGUGAGAAGCAGUUAAGAUACCAGUUCUAUUUAGAUCAGUAUUUCUAUAAAUUUAUAAUGCUAAUUUUAUUCUGCCAGCCUUUGUGUCCUGUACAUCUUGGUUGUCAUAUAUUCAUUUAUGGCUUGUUCAUUUCCUUUAGGUUGUAUUUUAAAAAGAAUAUUGAAUUGCUUUUCUUUUGUCCCCCCACAGAUCGCAUAAAUGUCAGUUUUGGUUUCAAUGGAUCAUGUUACUCUUUGAUCAUUUUUAUUUAUUCAUACAACCUAAGGAACAAACAGUAUUUUUGGGGCCUUUUUUCCAGACUGAUAUAUGAGAUGUGCCUACCAAACUGUUUUCUAGCCUGGCAGAAGUUGUAUAACUGUAAAGUAUUGCCAAUUAAAGUCAUAACAUGCCAAAUUGAGUCUUGUUACAGACUUUCCACAGCAGUUUGUUUACAAAACUCCAAAGCUAUUGCUUCUUUAGAAAUGUAUUUAUUUAUUUAAAUAUUCUAAGUACUGCAGUUUCAGGCAAACAUUGAUAUCAGUUGUGAACAUGAAUUGCAGCAUAAGACAUUAUUUUAAAGGACCAAAAAUGUUUCUAGAAUAGGGGCUAGUAAAAAAAGAAUAAUUGAUGUAGCCUCUGGCUAUAUUAAUAAUACAAUAAUAAGUGUUAAAACUUGAUUCUUAAAAUAUUUUACAAAGUAAUGCAUAGUUCUUUAACAAACACAACAUGUAAAUAUUAGAUUUUUAUCACAGCCUACACGGAAUAUUUUAAAAGUGCAAUAUAAUUUGACUGCUCUGGGACUAGGACAGAGAUUAAAUCAAUUUAUAUUGAAUGAACAUAGGGGGUUUUUUUCUACUACACAAUACCAAGAUUCUAAAACGCUUGUGGACCAGAGUUACUGUGGUUUAAGUCAGAGUGCCUUUUGAAGUUACCAUCAUGUUUCUGACCAGCAGAGUAUCAAACUCUACUGUAGGACACAAUACAUUUCAAUGUACUUCAGUGUCUGAAUUUCUUUUAAUGUAACUCUUUGCUUUUCAGAGGGUUGCAGUGGAACUUUGUCAUGCAUUAACUUUCAAGUGAGUUUUUGUGCUUGUAGCUCCAUCCAGUUCUUGAAAACAGUAAGGAUUAUUGCGACCAACUACUGAGCUAAGUGACUACUGAAAUGGUGUAAAACUACUUUUUUAUGAAUACUUAUGUUUAGAUUGGAUAUUAAAUACUGAAGCUGGCAUAUUUUUGUCAUGCAUAUUAUAUGUAACAAUUUACUGUAUAAAGAGAGUCUACAUAAAAUUGCUUUGGCGUCGGCCUUUGAAAUGUGCCAUAAGAUUUAUCUGUUUGAAUUAUUCUGUGACAAAACUUUAGUCCCUUUUUAGCCCUCAUGAGAAAUCAUGGUAAAUGUUUCAACAGUGAAUUACACUAUUCUUGCUAGUCUAGCACUGGUUUUAAAAACCAACCAAAGAAGAAUUCUCAUGUGAUGAGAAACUGUUAUUUCAAGAAAAGUUGUUUUCAUUCAGUGUCAUUUGAAGAUGUUGAUCUGUAAUGGAACAAAGUUUUGGAAAGGAUUUCCACUACGAUGCUUUGUCCCAGGAUUUCUUACUAUAAAAUAGUUAAACAUUCCUGAUCUGAA
Messenger RNA from Calidris pugnax (ruff), 6809 nucleotides. It is a transcript of the gene RAB27A, whose product is annotated as RAB27A, member RAS oncogene family. The transcript is spliced from 7 exons. Gene Ontology annotation, biological process: positive regulation of exocytosis; melanosome transport. Gene Ontology annotation, cellular component: secretory granule; melanosome. The coding region runs from base 3593 to 4258 and encodes 221 amino acids. The record is from RefSeq and is a predicted model, not a curated record. Gene Ontology annotation, molecular function: GTP binding; GTPase activity. Lineage: Eukaryota; Metazoa; Chordata; Aves; Charadriiformes; Scolopacidae.